This is a messenger RNA of Paracoccidioides lutzii Pb01, 948 nucleotides long. RefSeq lists its product as hypothetical. The transcript has 6 exons. The record is from RefSeq and is a predicted model, not a curated record. The coding region runs from base 1 to 948 and encodes 315 amino acids.
AUGGCGGAUCCUUUGAGCAUUGCUGCCUCGGCGCUGACUGUUAUUACAGCUGCCGUUCAGUCGACGAAGUCGCUAUAUGAAACUGUCAAACACUUCAAAGAUCGCGACAAAACUUUACGUAGGCUUCAACAUGAGUUUGAGGAUCUCGCCAAUAUUUUGGACUCGUUGACACAAGUGGCCAAUGCUGAGAUGUCAAUGUUGGCGCUUCUUCAAGGUCCUGUUGAUCAACGCAGCCAAGUGGAAUUUAUGAGAGGCGAUAUCAAUGAAUUUAUAGACACUAUCGCAGGUUAUAAGUCAACAAUCUCAGUCGGUCUAGGCACUAUUACCAUGCAUACCUCCAAAGUCUCCCACGAAGUUCUUCAAGAGUACAAUGAGAUGAUUCAGGACACAGCAUAUAAUCUUGAGGUUCACGUCCUCUCCAUUGUUCACAAUCUGCCCGUGCGUUAUCCGUAUAUGGAUGGUCUUGGCGCAAGCAGUAGUGGAGCUAGGUCAUUUGAAUUGCGCGCUGAGCCAGCUGCGCCGCCAGCAGGCCAGCGGUCGAUGUACGCGCUAAAUCUGAUGAGCUUAAUCCAUGCUGGCCACACAUCAGGAAGCUUCCCAAACUUCGAGCCUCCAUUUUUAGCGCGCCGCCUAGCGCACCGACCAAGUUCUGGUUACGUCAAUCAACAUGAAAUUGAAAUUUUCGAUAUCUCAAGAUAUGCGAUGAUUGGGCGGAUGGAUAGUCACAAAGGCACAUUCUGUGCUGCUAUGGCGGACUUGAACCUAGGCAGAAAAGCGACAGCCACGUCUGUCCUAGUGGUGCUUAAGGUAAAUGCGGACUCAGCCGGGCCUGUAACACAAGGUGAGGUCAUUGCCCAAUGGAUAUUAUUGGUGCUGACCACAAGAGCCUGGUUCUGGCUCACUGCCCCAGCAGUCCAAUUCAUGCUAGACGACAUUCAGUGGCGAUGA